This is a messenger RNA of Tetrahymena thermophila SB210, 4639 nucleotides long. Its product is annotated as ABC transporter family protein. The record is from RefSeq and is a predicted model, not a curated record. NCBI's taxonomy places the organism in Eukaryota, Ciliophora, Oligohymenophorea, Hymenostomatida, Tetrahymenidae. Gene Ontology annotation, cellular component: membrane. Gene Ontology annotation, molecular function: ABC-type transporter activity; ATP hydrolysis activity; ATP binding. Gene Ontology annotation, biological process: transmembrane transport. The transcript has 7 exons.
AUAUUUACAUAAACUUAUGAAAUUAAUUAAAAGCUAAAAUAAUUAAUUAGCAAUUUUAAUUUAAAAGUAAGAACUCUAAUAUUUUUAAUAAUAUAAUUAAUUUAUUACAAAGAAAAAUUUGAAUUAUCAAAUUACCAUGAAUUAAGAAAUAUUGAUUAAUAAAUUCUCAAUUGUAAAAAAUCACUAGUUAUAAGGUGAUUUAGAUAAAUCUGUCUACUCGAUAUGCAACUAUGAAUAAGAAUUAGCUGAGGAAGAAAAAAAUAGAGAAGAAGAAAUUGAGAAAAAGUAAAAGGAAAACUAGGCUAUUAUUUAAUUAGAUGGCUUCGAUGAAAACAACUAAUAAAUCAUUAAGCCUAAUUAGAUUACAACAACAUUAAAUAUGCUUGAUGAUAAUGAACUUAUUGCUUAAUAAGGUUUGAAGACAGCAAAAACAUAAAUUUAUGACGAAAUAGAUGAUAAAUAAAAUAAGGAAGUCAAUAAAUAAAAUAAAACCCAAGAUGAAAAAAUAGAAUAUCUGAAUCAAGGAAUUCCAUUUGUUUUUAGAAUGUUUUAUAUUCACCUUUUAAAAAUUAGUUAUAAACUCAAUAAAAUACUUAAAUCAGGAAGAAAAAUUACAUUAAAAGAUGUUCCCCAUAUUGAAGAGACUGAUAAAGUUGAGUAUAACUCUGUUCUGCUUCAAAAAAAGAUUUAACAAAGAUUUGAUAAAAAUCUUCCUCUGAGCUCAUUUGCAAUGAUUGGAAUGAUAUUCCAAAUAUUCUCUUUCGACUUCAUCACUUGUAUUGUCUUCCUUAUGAUAGAUAUUUUUUUCAAACUAUUCAGUUCAAUCUGCAUGCAAAAUGUCAUCUAAUAUGUCUAGUCAGAUGAAGAUGAUUUGAUUAUAAAGUGGAGCAUAGUAUUAUCAUGUUGCUUAUUUGGCAGUGUUAUAGUUGGCUAAAAAAGUUGGUAUCAGAGUUAAAACUUAUCUGGUAAGCUUCGUCUUAGCUUAGUCGCAACUUUAUUUUCUAAAGUUAACAGUUUAAGUUCUUAUUCUAUUAAGCAAGCCGAACUUAGCAAAAUAGUUAAUAUAGUCAGUAAUGAUAUGAAUCUUACUGAAAUGAGAUUCCCCUUUAUGUUCAUAAGUAUGGUAUCACCCUUAGCUUUGAUAUUCUCUACUUGGAUUUUAAUUGACCGUCAUGGACCUUUUGGAAUCCUAACAAUUGUUAUCCUUAUUGGAUGUUUACCCAUUCAAAAUAUUAUCACUAAAAAAGCUGCUUCCUAUAUUCCUGAAAAGAAUAGAUAUUCAGAUGAUAGAAUCAAACUCACUAAUGAAAUUAUUGAAGGUAUUAGACUAAUUAAGAUGUAUGCUUGGGAAGUUGCUUUUAUUAAAUUUGUAACAGCGAUUAGAUCUAAAGAAAUGAAGUGCUUGUUAAAGCAAACAGCUUAUAAUUACAUCGGAUAAAGUAUUAGUUUUGGUUCUGCGCUCUUUGCUGCAACUAUACCUUUUACUUUAAUACAUUAUUUUGGAGAAAAAGAUUAACUAAGUGCUGCAAAAAUUUUUGCAACUAUGCAAAUUAUUAUGUUUUUAAGAAUUCAAGUCAUGCUCUUUGUAGGGUUUGGAUUCAGUUUUAUGCAUGAAUCUAAAAUUCUUUUAGAAAGAUUUAUAAGUAUUAUUAAUGUUUCAAAUCACUCUAUGACAAACUUAGAUGAAGUAUAAGAAAACAAAUCAAAGAAGUAACCUCAAAAGCUUUUCAUUGAUAUGGAUUAGAAAGAACAAAGCUUAGAAGAUUUCACUAAAAGUUUAAGCACUAUUAAAAACGAUACAUAAGUAAAAUUAAAUAAUUUCUCUGCAUGGUGGAACAGUGAAGGAACUGGCGAACCAGUCCUAAAAAAUUUAAACAUUGAUUUUAAUUCACCUAAGCUAUACGCUGUUGUUGGUUUGGUUGGUUCAGGAAAAUCCUCUCUCUUGUAUUCUCUAAUUUAAGAAACUCCAGCUUAUAGAGGAAAUUUCUUAGUUAAAGGUAGCUGCUCUUAUUCUAAGCAAGAGCCUUACAUUUUUUCUGGCACUAUCCGCGAUAAUAUUCUUUUCGGAAAGCCAUAUCAUGAAGAAUGGUACAAUAAGGUAGUUAAAGCUUGUUGUCUACUUUCUGACUUUGAUUAAUUUAGCGAUGCUGAUAAUACAGAAAUUGGAGAAAAAGGUACAAAUUUGAGUGGUGGUUAAAAGGCAAGAAUUAGUUUAGCAAGAGCUGUUUACUCAAAUACAGAUAUCUACCUUUUUGAUGAUCCCUUAAGUGCAGUCGAUUCAAAGGUUGCAAAAAAAUUAGUUAAGAAUGUCUUCAAAAAUUUGCUCAAAAAUAAAUUAAUCAUUUUAGUUACUCAUCAACUUUCAAUGGCUAAAUACUUUGAUCAUAUUCUUAUCCUUGAGAAAGGUUCUAUUUAUGAUUAGGGUAAUCAUAUUUAAUUAGAAAAAAAGCUUGAAUUUUUGUCUGCUGGUUAAGUUAAACUAAAUUCUGAUUAGGAAUAAAAUUUUUCUGUGCACUCUGAAGAAGAUAAAAGCCUUACAGCAAAAGAAAAUUAACAAAUCCAAGCAUAAUAAGGAAACAUUGAAAAAGCUAAAGAAGCAAAACCAAAAUCCUCUCUCUAUUCUAGCGAAGAUAAAGAAAAUAUAUAAGUCACUUUAAAUAGCUAUAGCAGAUACUUUAAAUUUUCAGGAAAGUCUUGCACUUGGAUUUUUAUCCUAUUUGCUUUUAUCUGGAAUGAGCUUGUUCUAACCGCCUACAAUAGAAUACUUGCAUUUUAUGAUAAUGAAGAAGAAAUGGAAAAAUAUCUACUUUUUACUUUAUUAGGCAUUAUAACAGUUGUCUUUCUUCUUGGUAUUUUUGUGAAGUAUGUCACUUUAGGAUAAUAAGUCAUUAAAACAAAUACAGCUAUACACUCAAAAAUGAUUGAAAGAGUUGUGCGUUCUCCUGUUAUCUUUUUUGAUAGAACCUAAAGUGGAGUUAUUUUAAAUAGAUUUUCUAAUGAUAUGGGUAUCUUAGAUACUAUGAUUCACUUUACAUUUUUAGAUUCUCUCGAAGGUCCUUUGAAUUUCUUGAAUCUUCUUAUUACAGUCAGCUUCAUUCAGCCUUAUUUUUUAAUUAUUGGUGUUGUUGAAUUAAUUGGUCUUUAUAAUUGGUUAAAAUUCAAUAAAACAAUUAUCAUGCAAAGUAAAACUUUGGAUUUAUUGAGCAAAUCUCCUGUUUUCUCUUUCUUCUCAUCAACUCUCUCAGGAAUGGAAAUUGUUAAAGUAUUUGGAUAAAAUAGUCGCUUUUAUAAAGUAAUGUGUGGCCACGCAAAUCUUAACAUACGUUGUAACUUGUAAUACUGGCAUAUUUCAAGAAUGUUUGGUGCUUAUACUUAAUUCAUAACCACAAUUUCAUCUAUUAUUGGUAUUUUCUUGGUUGUCUAAGUCUUUAAAGGCGAUCCAGGUUUAACAGGUCAAUCUAUUAUUUACUUAAUUCUUAUGACAGAUUACAUUUAAUGGGCAAUGCGUUAAAUUAUUAACAUGGAUAGCUCCAUGUCUUCAGUUUAAAGAUCUUUCUUAAUGUGCGAUUUAGAGUCUGAAAGAGAAUUACUUCUCCCCACAGACAAAUAAGUUACUGAUAGCAAAUGGCCACAUUCUGGUGAACUUCAAUUAUAAAAUGUGCAUAUGAAAUAUAGAAGAGAUUUGGAGUAUACACUCAAAGGAGUUAACUUUACAAUUAAUUCAGGUAAAAAAGUUGGUUGUGUUGGUAGAACUGGUGCAGGAAAAAGUUCAAUGAUUGAAUGCCUUUUUAGAAUGAGAGAAGGUGAAAAUCAAAAAAAUUUUGAUCAUGACGGUAAAUUAAUAGAACAAGCUAUUAAGUUUGAUGGCUAAGAAAUUCAUCAGUUAGGUCUUCAUACUCUUCGUAAUUAAAUUAGUAUCAUUCCUCAAACACCUUUUAUAUUCUCUGGAAGUAUACGUAAAAACCUUGACCCCUUAGAUGAAUAUGAUGAUGAAAAAAUAUAAACAGCCCUCAAAGAAACUUAACUUUAUGAUAUGGUUAAUUCUUUAUCCAAAGGAAUUUACACUGAUAUGAGUGACGUUAGCUCAGUUUUUAGUGUUGGCUAAAAGUAGUUAAUUUGCUUAGCUAGAGCUUUGUUAAAAAAGAGUAAGCUAAUUAUUAUGGAUGAAGCUACUGCAAAUAUGGAUAUGGUAACUGAUCACUUUAUUUAAAAAACAAUAAAAGAAAAGUUUGACAAUUGUUCUGUCCUAACAAUUGCACAUCGUUUAAACACAAUCGCAGAUUACGAUAAAGUUAUUGUUAUGGAUAAAGGUAAAGUUGUUGAAUGUGAGUCCCCAUUCUUAUUGCUUGCCGACGAUGUUAACAGCACUACUAUAACAAAAAAUGGCUUUUUUGCAAAAUUAGUUAAGCAUACAGGAGAAGAUAAUAGUAAAGCUAUUUUUGAAAUUUCAAAGAGUCAUUAUUUAAAAACAAACCACUAAGAAUUCUCUUGACCAUUUCACUAAAUUAAUAUAAUUAAAAUUUUUGUAUCUUUCUAACAAAUCCUAUAUAUUGAUUAAAUCUUUUAAUUUAAUCAUAUUGUCCACUACUUUUUUAUGUUUUAAGCUAAAUAAAUUUUUAAAAUAAAUAUUUUCAAUAGG